Molecule: messenger RNA, 972 nt
Organism: Ixodes scapularis (black-legged tick)
Lineage: Eukaryota; Metazoa; Arthropoda; Arachnida; Ixodida; Ixodidae
Exons: 7
Coding region: 272-718 (148 amino acids)
Source: RefSeq, a predicted model, not a curated record
GAUUUUGCGACUUAUAAGUGGCGAGGCACCACGCGAGCAAAAAUGAACAGCCCUGGAGGUUAUGGGCACUGCUCAAUUGGCUCAUUCCUCGGUGCUUCUCGAAGGCCUGGUCAAGGAGGAGUUGCUCAGUGAACUACUAGUUUGAGUUCCCUGAGAUGGACACCACUGACAUCACCUACAGUGCCGAGGUACAGGCUUAAUGGCAGAUAUCAAUAGGAGAUGAUGGUACGCGUCACGUCUGUUUGGUUGGACAGCCACCAAGUUGACUUGGAUGUCAGCGCCUGUUGUCAUCAGAACCUGGUUCUUGUGCUGCCACAUCAUUUUUGGUGGUGGCGCUGUCGUCACCUCCCAACGCUUGCGCUCCCCGAGUUCCCAUUCAAGAUGGUGCUGCCACGGACUUUGGCUCGUGGGGGUGCCGUCGCUACUGACAAAGCCUGUGCUCCCCGUCGUCCCUGUUGAAAUGGUGGCUGGAACUUGGAGGGGGUUCGCUGCCACAGCCGGAUCCAGUGUUACAUUCCUGUGGCUUUUUGGUUGUUUCCCAAUUAUUGAAGGGAGUUGCAGGCUUAUCAUGGGCGACACAGUGCUUUGCUCGCACCUUCACGGAGUACAGCAAUGUGGGGAAGCAAGUCGAGGACAGCCUCUCUCGAUUUCUGUCCCGGGGGCGCUAUGCUCUUCCAGGACCAAGCAAGAAACACAGUGCAGAGAGGCAAGGAGGUAAAAUAAAGGGAGCAAAGCAAAAGGAACAGGGUAUGUGUUCCUAGUAGUCAUGCCGGCCACCUUGAGUGGCAGUGUUUGGGCAUAAGAACCAAGAAGGAAAUUCAUGAAGCCUGUAAUUCUAACACAUAUAUACUUUUGGACGUUCGAUAGGACCGGUUUCCGUGAACAUAACAGCCGAGAAAACAUGUGAGCAAGGUUCUUCUGUGCAUAUUUUUGAAUGUGCUGCAAGAAUAUUUCUGGUUAUAUGCCCACUUA